This is a messenger RNA of Clarias gariepinus (North African catfish), 1899 nucleotides long. Its product is annotated as CMRF35-like molecule 9. The record is from RefSeq and is a predicted model, not a curated record. Bases 134 to 1042 code for a protein of 302 amino acids. NCBI's taxonomy places the organism in Eukaryota, Metazoa, Chordata, Actinopteri, Siluriformes, Clariidae. The transcript has 7 exons.
CGUUUACAUCAUAGCUUUUUCCUCCUGCUUAUUGUGAAGAACCAGAAGAGAUCUCUCAGACAUCCUCUGCAAACUCCUACACCAUGCAGCUCAAUUUAAAGACGUGUGACAACAUUUUAAAAAAAGACUAAUAAUGUAUAGUUAUAUGACACAUUGUGCUGAGAUUGGAAAGAAGGCUGAAACUAACACAAAAACAAGAACACAAAGCUUUCUCAGGACAGGAUUUUUUAACAUUCUGAUCUGUGUGACAAUGAAAAGCAAGGCUGAAAGUGUAUUUACUGGAACAGAAGGAGGCAGUGUGGAUAUCUCUUGUAAAUACACUGAUGGAUAUCAAUAUACACCCAUGUACCUCUGCCGUGAUCCAUGCGCUUAUUCUGAUGUUUUAAUUAAAACUGAGAAGGCUGAUAUUGUUACCUCUAAGGGAAGAUAUAGUGCACUAAACACCGUCUCUGCACGUAGCUUCUCUGUCACCAUAAGACACCUCACAUUAAAGGACUCUGGAGUUUAUUACUGUGGAUUGGAAACAUGGGGACCUGACACUCUGACUAAAGUAAAGCUUCAUGUCAGUAAAGUUCCUACUGUGUCUACACAUUCUCCAGUGUCCAGGCAGAUUCAAAGUUCUGCUACUACAGAACUACCUCUUGCCACCACAGUGAUAACAGCUACUGCAGAUAAUUCCACAUCAUAUGAACAAACAUCAUCCCAACCUCAAACUCAACAUUAUUUAAAGCCACAUGAACAGGUGCUUAUUGUUUGUGGAGGGGUGCUAGGCCUAAUGCUGUGCUGUAUUCUUCCAGCUCUUGUGAUUAUUUACAGGAAAACAUCCACAAAUGUCACAUGUUUAAAACCAAUUGCUUCUGAAGUGUCACAUUCACCCACUGAUCAGGAGGACAUUUGCCAUGUGUAUGAUGAGAUGUCAGCUGUGUAUAGCUUAGCUGGUCCAGCUACAGAAGAUGGUUCUUCAGGCACCUAUUGCACCAUUCAGCUUCCUGCUCCAGCAGAUACAUGUACUGAUUACAAUCCAUAUUCUCUUGUACUGUAGCUCCUCACUGAAACCAGUUACAGCACCUUAUACAUGUGAGACAUACCAAAAUAUGUGACAAUACCAAAAGGUAAAACGUUGUUGUGUUGUUGCAGCUCUCAUGCGAACACGUGUACAUAGUGAUUAGGCAGAGUGAGAAAACACUUAACUAAGAAGCUGUAUUCACUGACCGCCCACUAGUAUGAAUGUUUCCUAUCUAAGUACAUGUUCCAUGAGCACACCUGCAGGAAGUGACUGAAGUGUGAGACGUUCCACAAUAAAAUGCUAAAUUUAACAUACUGUAGGUGGUAUGUAGUUGUCUAACACAUAAAUUACUUCAAAAAUCACAACAAUCUAAAUAUAUUUCUCGUUGUGUCUGAUGUGGAUUUAAUACAAAGUAAUAAUAGUUUGCCCAGAGGUUGAGUAUAAUUGCCAAGAUGUGAGCUGUUAUUGUUGAGAUGUUACCAAACCAUACAGUAAUAUUUACCAAAAUAGGUAAAAAUGUCAACUAUGAACAUUAGACAACAGUGAAUGUAAUUCUUCUUUAUUAAUAAUUGCUGAAAAUAUGUUUUUCAAUGUUUUGUGCUAUUUGUCCAAAUUAUGUCUUUAAUGUUUCCAAUAAAUGUCUUAAAUGGCAGAUAAAAAAAAACCCUUUCUUUUUUGUUGUGUUUUUGUCAUGUGCUUGCCAUUGCAAUAUGGUAUUAAUUUAUAACAGUAAGUCAAAAGGGGCACAUAUGACUCAAAGUCCUUGUUAUUCUCCAUGCAUACAGCCACAACUUUACAUCUUAAACAGUCAUAAAUUGAGAAAUAAUUCUAUAAAUUCUCAUGAAACAUAAUGUGUAUGUUCUCAAUAUGAUGUUAUUAAUGGGUUUAUUGUA